AUGGAUUCUAAUUACAGAGCAAACAUCAGCAAGUGGCUGCCAGUUGCUGGCAGUGUCCUGGAGAAAUGGUUCGCCGAAUCCUCGUCGCUCGACGCCAGAAUGGGCAACCUCGUGGAAUGCAUAGCCUUAAUCAUCCAGGACAUUACAGACGUGCAGGCUUGUGAUCUGGAGGCUUGUGGCAAUAUCGCGAGCGAUCUAGGGGAAGUUACGAAACGUUACAAACCGAUUUCCACGAUGACGUUAAGCUCCCAUCCGAUAUACAAAUACAAAAUGCGUCAUUAUCUGGUGUCGAUGAAACGGAAGCUGAACGUGCUCGCCAGAUCCACUCGGAACUUGAUCAACGAAAUCGUCGACUGCAAGAGCGAGGAGCUGCUCAGAGUCGUCUUCAAACUGGUGAACGUUUACAACGACAUUCUGAGCAUGGAUAUCGACGUUUCGGAUCCGUCGACGAACGUCUUCCACAACGAUAGCCCGCAAAUGUUGGAGCCCUUGAAAAAGAUGUCCGUCACACGGAUACUGCAGAUGCUGGCCAAGAACAGGGCAGAGGAGACCUGCCACGAGCUCAUCGACUGUCUUCUGACGAAUUACGAGCCUCGGGAGAGAACCGAUCCGGCGUCGACGACGGAGGCCGGCGACGUCUCGGAGAAUUCGAGUAUCGAGAUCUACCGGGCCCUCACGAGACACUUGACGCCGCCGAUCGAGAGCGCUUCAUCGAAAGCCGAGAUGGAGAUGUCGAACGUCGAGAGCAUUCAGACGCUGGUCAAUACGCAGAACGAACAGGUCCUCAAACUGUUGAACGUCGUGCAAGAUGUCUCGCCGCAGUUGUUGGGCAACGAAGCAUUGAAGACCGUCAAAGGCGAGACAAGACUGAGGAGCAGUGCCACAAAGAAGGUGAAGAACUACUAUCAGGAGGUCGCCUGGGGCGCGUUGUCGGGUAUCCUGGACCACGUGAUCCUCUGGUGGUCCCCGGAACCGCUCGCCACUCAUCACAGUCACGGAGCACAGCACCUCAAGGACUGGCUCAGUCAGUUCGUCCAGAGGAAUCCUGUGUCUCCGACGGCGAGGCCGGCUCUGCAGAAUCUCUGCGACGCUCUCGGGUACCAUGCAACCCUCACCGUCUGGGACCAGCUGUUUCGAAUCGCUUACACGUCCGCGUUCCAGUGUCAAUCGAGACCCUCGUCCACGGAGGGGACUGACACGGGCCAGAAGUUCGCAGAGGUAUUUCAGCUGCUGGUUAGACUGAGCAACGAGUGCGAGGCUGGUGGCGAAUGGGUGAUCGGUGCACCGGUGAUCGAGCUACCACUUACAGAGCAGAUCGUCAUUCUCCAUCGAUUGGAUCACUCCGUGCACACCGUGAGACUGUGGAUCGUGCAGGAGGCGAAGACCAUAGCCCACACGUGGGAGCUGGAAGUGUUCUUCCUGUUGGUCAAGGGCGACAUACUGAACUGCUUCGAGGAGCUAUCUUAUCGAAAGCUUGCCGAUCAUACGAACGAACUGUCCAUGGACUCUGUCAACGUUCAGGUGUACGUCUGCGGGAAGAUGAGGGCGAAGAUCGCCUCUGAAGUGAACGUUAACGUGGAUUUACUUCAGAAGUGUGCCACCGAGUGUACAGCAAUUCUCGCGAAGAUCUGUCGCGUGGUCAGUCUCGCCAAUCUCCACAUGUGCUUUCCACGAUCGAGUUACUGGCGUCGUGGAGGAAACAUCGCCCCAACGAACCCUAGCCUCUACGUGGAGGAGUAUUUCGAAAAGGUGCUGCUCCCGGUACUAGAGGUUAUCGAGGAUCACGAGACGUCGAAUAUGAUCCUGAGAAUUAUGUGCGAGGCGUGGCUCGACUACAUAUACCUGCAUCGAAUUAAAUUCAGCGAGCACGGGGCGCUGCAGUUGCUCACGGACUUCGCGUACGUGUCGAAAUGGGUCUCUGGGUGCACGAUAAUUUCGCAGGAAGUGAGGGACCGUCUUUUGAAGAACGAGGUACUGAGACGUUGCGAGGGUGUGGGCAGACUACUCUUGCGGCAUCCUGGCGAGGCUAUCUCUAUGCGCAAAAAAAUGGUCACAAGGACGAACGAGCAAGGCUCGCCUGAGUCACCUGGAUUGGAACGAAUGCCUGCGGAGAUGUACGUGCCGAAUCAAGAACAAUGGCUAGAACUACGGGCCCCUAAAAGAUUAACGUUCUGGUGCACGGAUUGA
Dufourea novaeangliae is the source of this 2187-nucleotide messenger RNA. RefSeq names its product coiled-coil domain-containing protein 142. The transcript is spliced from 13 exons. Bases 1 to 2187 code for a protein of 728 amino acids. Lineage: Eukaryota; Metazoa; Arthropoda; Insecta; Hymenoptera; Halictidae. The record is from RefSeq and is a predicted model, not a curated record.